Aspergillus ibericus CBS 121593 is the source of this 1143-nucleotide messenger RNA. RefSeq lists its product as uncharacterized. NCBI's taxonomy places the organism in Eukaryota, Fungi, Ascomycota, Eurotiomycetes, Eurotiales, Aspergillaceae. The transcript is spliced from 5 exons. The coding region runs from base 1 to 1143 and encodes 380 amino acids. The record is from RefSeq and is a predicted model, not a curated record.
AUGAUGAGUGCUGGGAAGCCCCUGGUGGUCAUUGAUGGGAGCCACCAUGCCGGAAUCGUGAUUGUCGUGGGGACGUUGGCCUUGAUCAUGGCGUUGAUCUGUUUGGUCAUCCGCGUGUAUGUCAGGACAUUACUGAGCCCGGGAUUUGGACGAGAUGACCAUCUGUUGUUCGUUGCUACGGCAUUUUCAAUCAUCCAGACCUCGUUAGUAAUGUCAAACUCUGCCAAGGGGUUUGGGACAUCCAUCGACCUUCUUUCUUCCGAUCAAGUCGUGAAAGUUCAACAGACAACCGCUGCCACCGAUACACUUUUCCUGAUCACCGUCUUUCUAUCCAAAUGCUGCGUGCUCGGGAUGCUCUGGCGGCUGACUCCUCAGCGCGUCCAUCAUUUGGUUCUUCACGGUAUCUUAGGACUAAACAUCUUCUGGGUGCUGUCCUCAAUUCUGAUCCUCCUGAUCAAUUGUGAAUUGAACCGGCCAUGGGCAAGGCCUGUGGAUCACUGCAGUGGCUUGUUCGAAAAAUGGGAGUACGUUGCUGUGAUGGACAACAUCAUCGAGAUGAUGCUCUUCUUGUUUUCGUUGCUUCUCGUCAAAGGUCUGCAGAUGCCGACGACCCGAAAGUUCAUCGUUCUAUCCUCCUUCGCCGUUCGGUUGCCACUCAUUGUCUUCUCGUCUCUACAUCUAUACCAUCUCAAUAAAUACGCCUACUCCUCAAACCCUACCUUUGACAUCAUCGACGGCUACGUCUGGACCCAAAUGGGCAUGAACUACUCUCUCAUCGUGUGUACGGCCUUCUGCCUCGCCCCCUUCAUGCGCGCCAUCAGCGUCACAUACGGCAACGCAGGGGAGGCCACACUGGGCACCAGCAGUGCCCAAUCGAGGUCUGCCAAAUACGCCCGGGAGCUAUCCAAACAGUCGCAGAGCUACGUCUUGCAGUCCAUGGACAAUCAUGAAGAGGCUGGCCACGGAUUGAACCCGCGACAUUCACAACCUACCUUUGCACCGGAACCAGCCGGUAUCGUCACUGCGACUGCGUACGACGGGGGGAGUAAAAUGACCGACGGGGAUAGCGUGACCAGUACGGAUAGCACGAAAAUGAUCAUCAAAAAGAACGUUGAGUAUUCUGUCACUCAUGAGCUGAGAUAA